This is a messenger RNA of Peronospora farinosa, 426 nucleotides long. The record is from the annotation of a GenBank genome assembly. NCBI's taxonomy places the organism in Eukaryota, Oomycota, Peronosporomycetes, Peronosporales, Peronosporaceae.
AUGGUGCGACUUAAGACUCGGUACUUGGUCGUGGAAGUCACUGGUGCCCGUAAAUUGACUGUAAAAAAGGAUGAUAUUGUAGUUUUAAUUCGUGAGUCUAUUAUCAAGAGCUAUGGCGAUUAUGGCUCGGGAUUGGCCCAAUAUGCUUUUCAAGUGCUCUAUUACAAUACACACACGAAAUUAGGCGUCAUUCGAUGCGCACGUGAAAUGUGUAAAAUGGUCGAAACGUCGCUGGUUUUUGUGACAAAUGCACACAACCAAGACAUUAGUAUCCGAGUGGUUCGAGUUUGCGGCUCCAGCCACGGGUGCAGAGAUCACGUAUUGAAGUUCUCAAUGGAACGUGCAAAGACUAUGAAUCUGUAUACAUUGCAGCCAAAUUUUGAUGAAGAAAUACAAGCUGAGAUUGCACUUGUUGACCCGAAGUAA